GCUGUCUAUUUAAGAGACGUACUUUAAUACAUUUGGUUUAUUUUGUGGUUUUUGAACACAAAACAGCACGCUUUGGCCGUUUUAUUGUGUUGUGUACAAGGCUACAACUCUCUGUUACCGUCGGUGUUUUUAAUAGGAAAUCGUUGUCAUAAUUCGCUGUGAAAAGAGACUCUGUUUUUAACCAUUCAUUGGUUUAUGAUCUGGUGGACCUCCCUAAGAUCAUAGUAAAACGGUUUGGCUGUUUCAGAGGUUUUCAAUAGAGAAAGUCCAAAAAAAUUAAGAGUCAAAUAAUGGGAACAGUUUCAGAACCUCUGGAUGAGGAUGAAGCAGAGAAACAAAGACGAACAAUUGUUGCAAAAUAUGACAGGGGUUUUAUCCAAGAGGAACUUGAAGAGUGGGAGGAUGCUAGUUAUAUUGUUUACCAAGUCACAGAUAGAUAUGGAUUUAUGCAUAAACAACCGUUGCUUGAUGACAGAGACACAAGGUUACUUGCUCAAGAACGGGAACGAGAAUUGAAAUGGAAGAAGAUGGUGAUGAGAUGGGAUAAAUAUUCUCGUAGUGAUAAGCUUAGAAAAAGAAUAUACAAAGGAAUUCCAGAUUCAAUGAGGGGAACUGUGUGGAAACAGCUACUGGAGAUUGAUAGAAUACCUAAUAAAACAAUACUUUAUGAGGAAUUCCGUGCUCAAGCAAGGCUCAACUCACCAGAUAUACGACAAAUUGAUUUGGAUGUAAACCGGACCUACCGUGACCACAUCAUGUUUAGAGAUAGAUAUGGAAUUAAACAGCAAGAUCUAUUUCAUGUUUUAGCAGCUUAUUCCAUGUAUAACCAGGAAGUUGGAUACUGUCAGGGAAUGAGUGGAAUAGCUGCACUACUUUUAAUGUAUUUAAAUGAAGAGGAUGCGUUUUGGGCUCUGUCUGUACUCAUCACAAAUAGCAAGAAACACUCUAUGCAUGGAUUUUUUAUUCCUGGUUUUCCGAAACUAAAAAGAUUUCAGGAACACCACGAGGCUAUUUUAAAGAAAUUUGCACCAAAACUUUUUAAACAUUUGGAGAAAGAAGGGGUGUACACAAGUCUUUAUACUCUGAAAUGGUUCAUGCAGUGCUUCCUGGAUCGAACGCCAUUUCCUCUGACGUUGCGACUAUGGGAUGCGUUUUUACUGGAGGGAGAUAAAAUACUCACUGCUAUGGCGUAUAACUUAAUGAAAAUACAUAAAAAAAAAUUCGUGAAGCAACCAAUGGAGGACAUUGUGGAAUUUCUUCAAGAAAAGAUGAGUGAAUACCCUUACAAUAUUGAUCAAAUAAUGGAUCAGUUGCAAGAAUCACGUUUUGAGCUUAAAAAAGGAGGACUAGAAUCGCCUCCUGCCGCGAGCAGUGAAGAAUUCCCUUCGCUAGCCCCGGGCUCUUCGCUCAAGCGCGGCACGUUUGAAACCGCAUCCGCGCGUGCGCGUAAGAGUCGCCAAAAAGAUCAAAUUAUCGAGGUUCCUGCAGGGAAACAAGUCCUUCCUCAGUCUCCGGUUUCGGACGUUGACGGAGCUGACUCGGGUAGACAUUCUGUUGCGAGGACAAAUUCUAGUCGACGGUCGGAAACGUCCAGGAUUAGUUCCGAUGUAAGACGUUCGGAAAGUCUCGGACGAUCGUCGAGAAGUGAUGGUAGGAAUUCCGAAAGCGUCGUAAGUCAGUCGGAAACUAUCCCAAGACACUCGGAUGGUAGCGAAACUCCCUCAGAAAGUGUCCAAAGUCACCCGGGAAGUCCUGAAAAGGGUUUGGAAAAUAUUCCAAGACGCUCAGAAAGGCGUUCUGAAAGACAUUCAGAGAGUUCCGGAAAUCGUCCAGUAUUUCAUGAGGUACGCUACGUCAGCCCGGAGGCCACAAAAAGAAUCGAUGUAUCUUCGCCGGUCAAGGUUGAUGAUCCCCAGCCGUCAACACCCACGAAUCCCGUACCCCGCCACCCUUUAACACCCACCGAUCCCGAACCACACGCCCCAGAGGUUCGCCGUAAGCCCGGCAAUGUCGCCACCACUCUAACAAACGCUGAAAUUGCCAAAUUCAACCAGGAUCUUAAAAACUCGUAUCUUCGCUCACAAGGACAAUAUUUACGAGGACACUCAGGAAGAAGACAGAAUGGCAGCCGAUCUGUUCCACUUGAAAAUAUGUCUCCAAUGUCGCCUCCAGCAAGGCUCUCUGAUAGCGAACCAAACGAGCUGCGACGAAACCCCGAGACCACCACGAUGGUCUUAAAUUUACCUGGGAGCGUGAAUAUCGAGCAAAAUUCUAGUAAUGGAGGUUCCCUCUCAGAAGUUCGUACCCCUAACGGAACUACACCCUUAGGUCAUGCUCCCGUAUGGCAUCAUGACGGCCCUGAAGGAUCGAAGCAGUAUACUUUGACUCAGUCCCCCAACAGACAAAUGACCUUUGUCUAAGUAAUGACAAUGUUUUUCCCGACAAGGGCGCGUCGCUGCAGGCCGAAAGUAUUAUAUCCGGUGAAAUCCGGAGGUUGUAGGAAAACAAAAUAUUUUUCAAUUUAGGCAUAAAAUGCGAUAUGCACGCAUGGAAUAUUUUUUAUAUAUAGCAUGCCUGAAGGCCCGCUUACACUUGCAAUUUUUGGUGUGAUUUUAUCUGCGACUUUCUUCUUUUGGUAGAUGUGAACGAGUGGCUAGUUACGAAUUCUUUGAUGUAUGUAUACGAGCUCGUAUUUGAACAUCUGUAAUUCACUCGUUCACAUCUAUCAAAAGAAAGAAAAAAAUCGCAAGUUUAAACAGGCCUUAAAAGAACUGAAAAUAAUGUCAUGCCAUUUUGUCCAAUGGCAUUGUUUUCUCACCUCGGCAUUCCAAUUGCGUUAAGAUCAGUUUUUGUGUUUAUCCGCCUCCAAAGCCGCUUCCAACCGUAGCACGUAUACUGAAAUUAAAUUGAUCCACAUUCCAC
Dendronephthya gigantea is the source of this 2922-nucleotide messenger RNA. RefSeq names its product USP6 N-terminal-like protein. Lineage: Eukaryota; Metazoa; Cnidaria; Anthozoa; Malacalcyonacea; Nephtheidae. The transcript is spliced from 14 exons. Bases 291 to 2420 code for a protein of 709 amino acids. The record is from RefSeq and is a predicted model, not a curated record.